Messenger RNA from Arabidopsis thaliana (thale cress), 1944 nucleotides. RefSeq names its product cryptochrome-interacting basic-helix-loop-helix 5 (gene CIB5). Lineage: Eukaryota; Viridiplantae; Streptophyta; Magnoliopsida; Brassicales; Brassicaceae. Gene Ontology annotation, molecular function: protein dimerization activity. Gene Ontology annotation, cellular component: nucleus. Gene Ontology annotation, biological process: regulation of DNA-templated transcription. Bases 410 to 1531 code for a protein of 373 amino acids. The record is from RefSeq and is marked reviewed. The transcript has 8 exons.
AAACUCGUUUUUAACUCUCCAUCUCUAAAAAGACCAUCAACGCUCUUCUCUUUAUUGCAGCAGAAACAGAACCCAGUUCAAUAAAGCUUUUUGGUAAGAAAAUUUGAAAGGAAAAGAUAUUUGAAAACUCGUAGAGAGAAAGUGGCACAGAAUCUGAAAUUCUGACACUUUUUACCACGAAUAAUGAUUCUCUUUUGAAAAACAUGACUCAAUGUUUUCUUUAUCUUUUUCUCUGAAUUAAGGUUUGUUUGUACUUAAAGUAUGCUCCUUUAUCUACCGUUGACUGAUUCUACUCUUUUAUUCUCAACUUUUCUCUGAUUUGCUCGUGUGUUUACUUCAAUUCCUCAGUUCUUGUGUAGAAAGUUGAGUUUCAUGUGAUCAAAAUUGGGGCUUUACUACUUUUAAGAGAAUGAGUGACAAAGACGAGUUUGCCGCAAAGAAGAAGGAUUUGGUCAAUACGCCAGUGGAUUUGUAUCCUCCGGAGAAUCCAAUGUUGGGUCCUUCUCCGAUGAUGGAUUCAUUCAGAGAAACUCUUUGGCAUGAUGGUGGUUUCAAUGUCCACACAGAUGCAGACACUUCCUUUAGAGGAUUCAUUGAGCGUGCUGCAAAGUUUUCUUUUUUUGGAUGUGGUGAAAUGAUGAUGAACCAACAACAAUCAUCUCUUGGAGUUCCAGAUUCAACUGGCUUGUUUCUUCAAGAUACACAGAUUCCUAGUGGAUCCAAACUAGAUAAUGGUCCUCUUACUGAUGCAUCUAAGUUAGUGAAAGAGAGAUCGAUUAAUAAUGUAUCAGAGGAUUCUCAAUCUAGUGGAGGUAAUGGUCAUGAUGAUGCUAAGUGUGGGCAAACAUCUUCCAAGGGGUUUAGUAGUAAGAAGAGGAAAAGAAUUGGGAAGGAUUGUGAAGAAGAAGAAGAUAAAAAGCAAAAGGAUGAGCAAAGUCCAACUUCAAAUGCGAACAAGACAAACAGUGAGAAGCAACCUUCUGAUUCUUUAAAGGAUGGGUAUAUUCACAUGAGGGCACGAAGAGGCCAGGCUACUAAUAGUCACAGUCUUGCUGAAAGAGUAAGAAGAGAAAAAAUCAGUGAAAGGAUGAAGUUCUUGCAAGAUCUUGUGCCAGGUUGCGACAAGGUGACUGGUAAGGCAGUUAUGCUCGAUGAAAUCAUUAACUAUGUGCAAUCACUUCAAUGCCAAAUCGAGUUUUUAUCGAUGAAACUUUCGGCUGUGAAUCCUGUGCUCGAUUUUAACCUCGAAAGCCUCCUUGCAAAAGAUGCUCUUCAAUCAUCUGCACCGACAUUUCCCCACAACAUGUCGAUGCUUUAUCCUCCUGUAUCGUAUCUCUCUCAAACAGGAUUCAUGCAACCGAACAUUUCCUCAAUGUCGCUAUUGAGUGGAGGAUUAAAACGGCAGGAAACACAUGGAUAUGAAAGUGAUCACCACAAUCUUGUCCACAUGAACCAUGAAACCGGCACUGCACCUGAUCAUGAAGAUACAACAGGUGAAAGUAAAAGCCCUAUAAGUUUCAUACUUUUGUAACCAGAUACUUGAAACUCGCUAAAGCUUUUCAUGUUUAUCUGAUCUUACAGCUGACAUGAAGGUGGAGCCGUAGAUGUUUCUUCUUCACUUUGUACUCAGCUUUAGCUGCUGAUAUAGUGCGCCGCGGUCGAGAAUUUUAUUAACUUCGAACAGAAGAGUGAAAACGAAACAGAGGAGGAAGCAGAUUUUGUCUUUGAAAUAUUGACAGCUCCCGGAGAAAGAGUCGAGAGUAAGAAUCAACAAUGUUGUGUAAUGAAUAGCUACUGUCUGCUUCUUUUGUAGCUAUUGUCUGCUUCUUUUUUGUACAUAUAAAUCCAUGCAAGGGAAGAGGAAUGUUAAUUCAACACAUGUGCACAACAUGAUCAUCACAUAUGUACUUCAACUUGAUCAAUCGGAAUUAGCUCUACUUGGCA